UUACGUUGGAUCUUCAUGGUUUACUUUGCUUUCAAUACCUUUCCACACAAAGAAUCAAAGUUUGUGAUAAGUCUUCAACAUUGUUUGGCCAAUAUAUAGCAAGAUUAAACGUGUAAAGAUCUAUGAACACCAUACCUCCUUCACUCUUAGGAUAACAGAGUUUCCACCAAGAAUACCAAUGCAUCUUUUUAUGCUCUUCACCUUCACUCCACCAAAAUUGGGUGAUAACAUCCGUGAUAUUUUUGCAUAUCCCUUAACUAAUUGGACCUAUAAGCGAAUCUGAAAGGUAAGGGUAAUUUUAGUUGCAGUUUCUUCUUGGAUUAGAGAAAAGCUGUUUUCCCUAAAAAGUAGGAAUGAAGAUUUUUAACGUUGUAAAUUUUGCCGGAACGAUUUUUUUUUUUUUUUGAGACAGGCCAACGCCUGGAGAUGUGAUCGAGUUAGCCCAUUUACCGACGGCCCAUCCGCUAAGGCAGGAAGCGCCGAUUGCCACGCAGCCGCAGUUUUCACUCCCCGGCCUCCUCGCCCGUCGCCGCCGCCGCCGUCUCCUUCCGCCCGUCGCCAUGUCCAUCGCGGCGGACACCUCUCGCUCGCGCCAGGAAGGCCGCUCUCCGGUUCCUGGCCAGUCGUGCUCCGUUAUCCCCAGCGGGACGCCGGCCGAGAGGCUCACCGACGACCUCGUCGUGGAGAUCCUCUCGCGCGUCUCCGCCAAGGUGGUCUGCCGCUCCAAGUGCGUUUCCAAGCACUGGCUCGGCCUCAUCAACCACCCCGACCACCGCAAAAGGCUCCCCCAAACCCUGGCCGGCUUCUUCUACGGCAGCAACAUCACCGGGCAUCUGCCCUUCCACUUCACCAGCGUCUCAGGGGACCGCCGCCCUCCGUUCGGCACCUCCUUCACCUUCCUGCCCAACCACCACCUGCCCGUCGAUCUGCUCGACUCCUGCAACGGCCUCCUCCUCUGCCGAUGUUACCACGUUUCCGACGGGGUUGGCGCAUUUCAUUAUGUCGUGUGCAAUCCCGCCACCGAGAAGUGGGCCGUGUUGCCCAACUCCGGCAAGGCCACUGACAAUGUGGCCAUCAUAUGUCUGGGCUUUGACCCGGCCCUAUCAUCGCAUUUCCAUGUGUUUGAGCUGGUAGUUGAGCACAAUUAUAGUCAGGACACUGAUCUUUCCGGAGUGGCAGUGUAUUCGUCUGAAACCGGAGAGUGGGUUUAUAAGGAGGAGAGAUGGAUCGGAGAAGCUACCUGGCUUGCUGGUCGGCACUCCUCCACAGCGGUCUUUCUUGAUGGCCUUCUGUUUUUUAGUGCCUUUGACCCCGACUUGUACGAUUGUGUAGCUGCGGUGGACACAAAAGGAGAAACAUGGAUGAAAUUCAGGGCCCCUAGUGGUCAGGUUGAUGAUGGUUUUAUCCAUCUGUCACAGGGCCACUUACACUUUGCCAAUUUCCAGAGGGAUAAUGAUGGUGUUGCCAUUCGAUUUGUAGUUUAUGUUCUGGAGAACUAUCAAACCGGAGAAUGGAUAUUGAAGCAUGGCAUUGAAACUUCAAACAUGUUUGGAUGGACAGAUUUAUGUCCUGAUGGGGGUUUUGAUUUUAUUGCAAUUCAUCUGGAAUGCAACUUGGUGUUCUUUGCUGCGGAUGGUAUUAUAUUGGUGUGCUAUAAUAUGGAUAAUCGGCGAGUCAAAGUGAUUUCCUAUCUUGCAGAUGUCAAGCCCCUAUCUUUUCUGCCUUAUGUGCCGUUGUACACGUAG
Aegilops tauschii subsp. strangulata is the source of this 1745-nucleotide messenger RNA. RefSeq names its product F-box protein At5g07610-like. Lineage: Eukaryota; Viridiplantae; Streptophyta; Magnoliopsida; Poales; Poaceae. The record is from RefSeq and is a predicted model, not a curated record. Gene Ontology annotation, molecular function: protein binding.